AUGAGUACACACGAGGCUGAAAUGGGCGCAAUUACCGAAGCAUCUAGCUUGAGAAUAGAGCAGCAUGAGUCGGAAAGUGAAAGUGGCAACAGCCUCGCGGAAAAAGAAGGAGCUGGUUGCGAGCCAAGAUCAGCAAUAAGCAUUACCAGAAACCGCCAUGUGCAUGCAAAAAAAGCCAAGAUUGUAACCCACUACCGUGUUGUCGCAACCCGCAAAACCCACACAACACACAGACAAAGAAGAACAGACCAUCGCUUGUAUGCAGAGAGCGUGGGGUCCCCGGGUUACGAAGGAGCAUUUAGUUAUUAUGCGCCUGGUCAUCUUCAGGUGAAACUCGCAAUUGCACAAGAGGGCGGGGCUCGUCAGCUCAACAGCUCGUCAGCUCAGGCGGAUCCUUUUCUUUCCUUGGCACAAGUCCACGAGUUCGACAUCAUCCGAUACAACACACUAAACAAUCAGUCUCUCAGAAUGCGACCCCAUGCUCUGCACUACAAGGUCAAAGUUUCGUAUGCGAAACCCUUUUCUGUUACCAACGAGUUGCUCGGCGUUUUUAGAGGCCCGAGUCCCCACGUGCUGCAAAAUAGGCGCUAUUAA
Messenger RNA from Cordyceps militaris CM01, 594 nucleotides. RefSeq lists its product as uncharacterized. The record is from RefSeq and is a predicted model, not a curated record. Bases 1 to 594 code for a protein of 197 amino acids. The transcript has 2 exons. Lineage: Eukaryota; Fungi; Ascomycota; Sordariomycetes; Hypocreales; Cordycipitaceae.